Daphnia pulicaria is the source of this 1312-nucleotide messenger RNA. It is a transcript of the gene Bub3, whose product is annotated as mitotic checkpoint protein BUB3-like. Gene Ontology annotation, cellular component: bub1-bub3 complex; mitotic checkpoint complex; kinetochore. The record is from RefSeq and is a predicted model, not a curated record. Gene Ontology annotation, molecular function: ubiquitin binding. Bases 203 to 1189 code for a protein of 328 amino acids. Lineage: Eukaryota; Metazoa; Arthropoda; Branchiopoda; Diplostraca; Daphniidae. The transcript has 9 exons. Gene Ontology annotation, biological process: mitotic spindle assembly checkpoint signaling.
CACGAUUUCACGUAAAUUCACGCAAUUCAUUAAAAUUCGUUAUAUCUGGCAUCGCUGUCUGUGGAUCAUCUAUUUUUGUCUGUUGGGAAUAAAUCAAACAUCUGCAGUUUAAAAAAAUCGUAAAAGGGUAUUGAAUAUUGUCUUUGCUAAUAAUUUUCAGUAUCAAUAAAAAAAAGAAACAGUGGUUUUGGAAGAAAAAUUUAUGAUGGCAGAUUCCUCUGAAAUCAAACUUAAAUCUACACCAGGAGAUGGGAUUUCGGCAGUUCGUUUCUGCCCUAAUUCAACCCCGUAUCUUUUAGUUUCUUCUUGGGAUGGUUCUGUACGAUUGUAUGAUUGUUUCACAAACAAUCAAAGGUUACGUUACAAUCAUGACCGUGCUGUCCUUGAUGCCUGCUUUCAGGAUACCAUACAUUCUUUGAGUGGAGGCCUUGAUGGUGUUUUGAAAUUGUGUGACCUGAACAGUAAUUCAGAAAGCAUUUUGGGUAUUCAUCAGGAUUCAAUCAGAUGUGUUGAAUAUUCAACAGCUGUUAACCAAGUUUUUAGUGGAAGCUGGGAUGCUUCCAUCAAAUCUUGGGAUCCAAGAUCAAAGGCAUGUUUAGGCACACAUAUGCAAGGAGACAGUGUUUACACUAUGGCUCUGAAUGAAGAGAAAUUGGUUGUAGGUACUGCUGGAAGAAGGACUUUAGUUUGGGAUCUCAGAAACAUGAGCACUGCUCUUCAAAAGAGGGAGUCAAGUCUGAAAUAUCAGACUAGGUGUAUCAAAUGCUUUCCUAGUAGACAGGGAUUUGUUUUGAGCAGUAUUGAAGGUCGAGUAGCAGUAGAAUACUUUGAUCCUAGCCCAGAAGUGCAAAAGAAAAAAUAUGCUUUCAAGUGUCAUCGGAUCAAGGAAGGAGACAUCGAGUGUUGUUACUCAGUUAAUGCUAUCAGCUUUCAUUGUGGCUUCAACACUUUUGCAACUGGAGGAUCUGAUGGUCAUGUUAACAUUUGGGAUGGCUUCAACAAAAAGAGACUUUGUCAGUACCGUCGAUAUCCCACAUCUAUAUCUUCACUCUCGUUUAGCUUUGAUGGUUCUCUUCUGGCUAUUGCUAGUUCUUACAUGUAUGAACAAGGAGAACCGUCAUCUGCCGGGAGCCCAGAAGAUGCUAUUUACAUACGCAAGGUCCAAGAACACGAAGUUAAACCAAAAUAGUUUGGCACGCAAUACGUUUCCAAGUUUGGCUUGUUCAAUAAUACUAUGAUCAUUAUUUUUUUUUUACUGUAGGUCUGUAGUUGUCAUUGUCGAAUGAAAGAUGACCGAAUACAUGGCUUUUUU